AUGGACAAAAAGGGCGAGAAGGAAACUAAUAUUCAAGUGGUAGUUCGUUGCCGGGAACGCAACGAACGGGAAGAAAAAGAAAAUUCACCAAUAGUCGUAUUCACUGGCCUAGAUGCGAGAGGCCGUGAAGUCCAAUUACGGACAAGUCCGCUCGAUAAAAUACCCAACAAGAGUUUCUUCUUCGACAGGGUAUUCGGUCCUGACGCCAACCAACAAAUAAUAUAUCAAGAAACCGUGGUUCCUAUACUAGAAGAGGCAAGCAUCG
Molecule: messenger RNA, 265 nt
Organism: Paraglomus occultum
Lineage: Eukaryota; Fungi; Glomeromycota; Glomeromycetes; Paraglomerales; Paraglomeraceae
Source: the annotation of a GenBank genome assembly